Messenger RNA from Myotis myotis, 2652 nucleotides. It is a transcript of the gene OTOP2, whose product is annotated as otopetrin 2. Lineage: Eukaryota; Metazoa; Chordata; Mammalia; Chiroptera; Vespertilionidae. The record is from RefSeq and is a predicted model, not a curated record. Gene Ontology annotation, biological process: proton transmembrane transport. Gene Ontology annotation, molecular function: proton channel activity. Gene Ontology annotation, cellular component: membrane. Bases 14 to 1693 code for a protein of 559 amino acids. The transcript has 6 exons.
AGUCGCCCCGGCCAUGCCCGAGGAGCUGGCCGCCGGCCCCAGGGAAAGCCCGCGGGCGCCGCGGACGGGCCCCCGCGAGGUGUGGAAGAAGGGCGGCCGCCUGCUGUCGGUGCUGCUGGCCGUGAACGUGCUGCUCCUCGCCUGCACGCUCGUCAGCGGCGGCGCCUUCAACAAGGUGGCCGUGUACGACACCGACGUGUUCGCGCUGCUCACCACCAUGAUGCUGCUGGCCGCGCUCUGGAUCGGCUUCUACCUGCUCCGCACCGCGCGCUGCGCCGACGCCGUGCCCUACCGGGACGCGCACGCGGGCCCCAUCUGGCUCCGAGGUGGGCUGGUGCUGUUUGGGAUCUGCACCCUGGUCAUGGAUGUCUUCAAGACGGGCUACUACUCCAGUUUCUACGAGUGCCAGUCGGCCAUCAAGAUUCUGCACCCUCUCACCCAGGCUGUGUUUGUCGUCAUCCAGACUUACUUCCUCUGGGUCUCUGCUAAGGACUGUGUUCACGUCCACCUGGAUCUGACCCGGUGCGGCCUCAUGUUCACACUCACCACCAACCUGGCCAACUGGAUGGCGGCCGUGGUGGAUGAAUCCGUGCACCAGGCCCACUCCCACAGCAACGCCAGCCACGCCCGCCUGGCUGCCAACCCAGAGCGCGUGGGCAGCCAGGCCGGAGGCGACUGCGCCUGCGCCACGACCGUCUGCCAGAUCUUCGAGCGAGGCUACUUCUACCUGUACCCCUUCAACAUCGAGUACAGCCUCUUCGCUUCCACCAUGCUCUACGUCAUGUGGAAGAACGUGGGCAGGCUGCUGGCCUCCUCCACCCACGGCCACGGCCACGGCCACACCCCAUCCCGGGGCAGCCUCUUCCGGGAGACAUUCUUUGUGGGCCCCGUCCUGGGCCUGAUGCUCUUCCUGGUGGGGCUGGCCGUCUUCAUCAUCUAUGAGGUCCAGGUGGGUAGGGACGGGGACCACACCCAGCAGGCCCUGGUCAUCUACUACAGCUUCAACAUCGCCUGCCUGGGGCUCAUGACCUUGGUCAGCCUGAGCGGCUCGGUCAUCUACCGUUUUGACCACCGGGCCAUGGACCACCAUAAGAACCCCACACGCACCCUGGACGUGGCCCUGCUGAUGGGCGCCGCCCUGGGCCAGUAUGCCAUCUCCUAUUACUCUAUCGUCGCCGUGGUGGUGGGCGUGCCCAGGGACACGCUAGGGGCACUCAACCUCGCCCACGCACUGCUCAUGAUCGCCCAGCACACCUUCCAGAACGUGUUUAUCAUUGAGAGCCUCCACCGGGGCCCGCCAGGGGCUGAGCCCCACGACGCCCCUCCCAAGGAACCCUGCCUUACCUUCGCCAACCCGGACGCCCUCCACGCUUUGCCAACCUGCCCACCCACCCCCAGGUCGGUGAGCCCCGGCCUGGUGGGCCCUCAGGAAGCCACGGCCACCUUCCUGGCCCCCCGGGCCCACUGGAGACGCCGAUGCCUGAAGGACAUUUCUCUGUUUCUUCUGCUCUGCAACAUCGUCCUGUGGAUCAUGCCCGCCUUCGGGGCCCGCCCUCACUUCAGCAACAAGGUGGAGGUGGACUUCUACGGCUACUCCCUCUGGGCCGCCAUCGUCAACAUCUGCCUGCCUUUCGGCAUCUUCUACCGCAUGCACGCGGUCUCCAGCCUGCUGGAGGUCUACGUGCUGGCCUGAGGCCGCCGCAGACACGCCCACCCAGAGACCCCCAGGAGUGAGCCCCAAGCUGGCACAUGACCCCUCGUACCCCCGCUGGCCCCAGAGUGGAAUUUUCACAAAAGCUAUUUUUUCAGGAUGUUUUUAAAUUGCAAUCGGGACAUGCUCAGCCACCUGGCAUGACCCUGGUGCAUGGGGCUACGGGGCAGGGACACCUCUCCCUAAAGCGUUUCUAGAAGCAGGUAAGAUCAGGAAGUGUCCCUGGCUUUGGCUCCGCCCCUAAUCCCAGCCCUGUGACCUGGCCAGUGCUGCUGCCCGGAGCUGGGAACCAAUAAACCUGCAGUUCGCGCCCUGUCCCCCACUUCUUGUGUCAGCCACCCCAUAUGACAUGAUCACAGGAGAGGAUCUUGGGGGUCUGAGCUGGAGAUUUUCAGGUCUUCAGCUUUUCAGUGGUUGAACCAAGUCUGAGUUACAAACCAAGUACAGACCAUGACCUGGUGGCGGGACAGAGUCCCCAGCUGCCCCUUCUUCCCUGUGUCCUCAAGGGAACACAUUUUGCACGUGUCCCGCAACACAGGAAAGGUGAGGAAUACGGACCUCGUCCACCACCAUUUUCCAAAGAACGAAUCUAAGGCCCAGAGAGGUCAGGGGACUUGCCCAAGUCACACAGCCAAAGAGGGCCAGAGCCUGUGUACUAAGAAUAAUAAUUUUCAAACAGCAGAGCAUUCCCCCACAAGUAAACUAUUUCAGGAACCCAAACCUCUAACAUAGGCAUGGAUAGGGCUGUUCUGGUUUAACAGGAGUUGGGGAUACAGACCUUCACCCCCUGGGCCUCCUCUUCCUCAGCACCCCACUCCCUGGGGGUCCCUGAGACUCCUCUACAAAAGGUAGAGAGAUGGGCUCAGCAGGGAGAGGGACUGAGACCCAGGAGCUGGAAGAGGGGGAAGGACUGGUGGCCAACUGAGUCCGGUGGGGCCACA